Aureobasidium subglaciale EXF-2481 is the source of this 714-nucleotide messenger RNA. RefSeq lists its product as uncharacterized. Lineage: Eukaryota; Fungi; Ascomycota; Dothideomycetes; Dothideales; Saccotheciaceae. The record is from RefSeq and is a predicted model, not a curated record. Gene Ontology annotation, cellular component: nucleus. The coding region runs from base 1 to 714 and encodes 237 amino acids. The transcript is spliced from 3 exons.
AUGCAGCAAUACAAGUCUACGCAACAAGAAUCCGGUUGGAGUCCCACUAACGACAUGGUACCCACAACAUAUGGUAGAGCGACGGACUAUCGAUCUUCCUCUGGCCUUAGUGAUACAAACAAUAGAGAAGACGCAAAAAGAGAAGAGCAAUCGUCAACCAACACAGUCGCACCGUCUUGGUUUUACGACGGGCUUUAUUCACCCAGCGGCUUCAAUAUUAUAGACAUACUCAUUCGAGUCCAGAGGCGCCAGAAUCCCCAGAUAGAGCUUGGUGUGCUCGACGCCAACGUUGCACUUCUCCUUUGUGAUACUUCACUUCCCGACCUGCCAAUCGUCUACUGUUCCGACGGCUUCGAAGAUUUGACCGGCUAUAUGCGUACCGAGAUUAUCGGCCGCAACUGUCGCUUUCUACAGACACCUCCCCAGGCGUCAUCACAUAACCACUACCGUACAUCAUCAGGUCAACUUGCUCAACCUCCAGUUCGACGUCCUCAAGACCAGCAGAAUUUGGCGCAUUUCAAGCAAAUCAUCAUGGACAGAAAGGAGGUUCAAAUGGUUGUUACAAAUUACACAAAGUACGGCAUGGUGUUUCCAAACAUGAUUACAGUCAUACCUAUCGACCUGGGUGAGGGAGCGUCACCCGCCGAGCUUCCAAGAUAUCUAGUCGGAUUCCAGGUCAACGCGAGGAGUCUUGUUCAAUAUCACCAUAGUUGA